GAACAAAGAAGGAGCGAGCAAACCACCACGCCAUCUGCUAAGUUUAGGUUUGAUCAUCGUGUGAUUAUGUCCGCCAACAUCGGAUUGGCUCCUAAUCUCCACACCGCCGCCAACGCCGCCAUGCCCUACCCUAAACCCCUAACCAGAACCCACCUCCACUCUCUCUCCUCCUCGCCCUUCUCUUCUCUCUCCUCGCCCUCCACCCCCCAUCUUGUCGACAAAGCCAUCGCCAUCCUCAAACGCCACCACUCAGCCCACCUGCAACCGCUCUCUUCCCAAUUUACCCCCCAAUCAGCCUCCCAUAUGCUCCUCCAGUCCCAGCUCGACAAAACCCUAACCCUAAAAUUCAUCAACUGGGCUCGCCCCUUCCCCUUCUUCGACUCCAAAUGCAAGUGCAUAUCCCUCCACAUCCUCACCAAGUUCAAGCUUUACAAGACAGCCCAAACCCUAGCCGAAGACCUCGCCGUAGGUUCCGGCAAUGACGACGAAGUUUUUCGUUGCCUCAAGGAGACUUUCCAUGACUGCAAUUCGAGCUCGGCCGUCUUUGAUCUCUUGGUAAAAUCUUACUCUCACUUGGAAAUGAUUGAUAGAGCUCUGAAUACGAUUAGUUUAGCUAAGUUGAAUGGGUUUAUGCCGGGUAUAUUGUCGUAUAAUGUGGUUCUUGAUGCUAUGAUUAGGUCCCGGUCCAUGGAAAUAGCUGAGGAGUUUUAUAUCGAUAUGGUAAACGCUGGGUUUUCGCCGAAUGUGUACACGUACAAUGUACUAAUCCGAGGUUUCGUUAGGGUUGGGAAAUUGGAGAGGGGUUUGGGGUUGUUGAGUGAAAUGGAAAGAAAAGAGUGUUUUCCCAAUGUGGUUACUUUCAAUACGUUGAUCGAUGGAUACUGUAAGGUGGGGAGGAUUGAUGACGCUUUUAGGUUGUUGAGAUUGAUGUUAGAUAAGGGUUUGGAGCCGAAUUUGAUUUCGUACAAUGUGAUUGUCCAUGGGUUGUGUGGAGAAGGGAGGAUGAAGGAGACUGGUGAGAUUCUUGAGGAGAUGAGGUGGAAGGGUUUUGUACCUGAUGAGGUGACGUACAAUACCCUUGUCAAUGGGUAUUGUAAAGAUGGUAAUCUUCACCAAGCGCUUGUUUUGCAUGCGGAGAUGGUGAGGAACGGUCUCUCUCCAAAUGUUGUUACUUAUACGUCGUUAAUAAGCAGUAUGUGUAAGGCUGGGAAUUUAAAUCGUGCGAUGGAAUUCUUCGAUCAGAUGCACUUUAGGGGACUUCGUCCAAAUGAGAGAACAUAUACUACAUUGGUAGAUGGAUUUUCUCAGCAGGGAUACUUAAAGGAAGCUUAUCAGGUCCUGAAUGAAAUGACUGAAUGUGGGUUUUCACCUUCGAUUGUGACGUAUAAUGCCCUAAUCAAUGGACACUGUGUAUUGGGUAGGAUGGACGAUGCAUUAGGAAUUAUUCAGGAUAUGGUAGGAAAAGGGUUGGCCCCGGAUGUUGUGAGUUACAGUACAAUCAUAUCAGGGUUUUGCAAAACUCAAGAUUUGGACAAGGCUUUCCGAAUGAAACAGGAGAUGGUGGAGAAAAGAGUUUCGCCAGAUGCAGUAACUUAUUCAUCCCUGAUUCAAGGUUUGUGUCUGCAGAGAAGGCUGAAUGAAGCUUGUGAACUUUUUCAGGAGAUGUGGAGAAUGGAUCUUCCUCCUGACGAGUGCACAUAUACUAGCUUGAUCAAUGCUUAUUGCAUGGAAGGGGAUAUUAAAAGUGCUCUUCAUUUGCAUGAUGAAAUGAUCAAAAAGGGUUUCCUCCCUGAUGUUGUUACUUAUAAUGUGCUAAUAAAUGGGCUUAGCAAACAAGCUCGGACGAGGGAGGCAAAGCAGCUUCUCUUCAAAUUGUAUUAUGAGGAGUCUAUUCCAAACGAUGUCACGUAUGAUAUACUGAUAGAAAAUUGUAGUAGUAGUGAAUUUAAGAAUGUGGUUGCUCUGAUAAAGGGAUUCUGCAUGCAAGGAUUGAUGAAUGAAGCAGAUCGUGUUUUUGAAUCGAUGGUUCAGAGAAAGUACAAGCCUGACGAAGCAGUUUAUAAUAUUAUUAUACAUGGCCACUGUAGGGGUGGAAAUGUGCAGAAGGCAUUUGAUCUGUACAAUGAGAUGGUGCGUUACGGAUUUGUUCCUCAUACUGUAUCUGUCAUUGCUCUGAUUAAAGAACUUUUCAAAGAAGGGAGAAGUGAGGACUUGAGUCAUGUUAUAGGAAAUACGCUGAGAAGCAGUAGGCUUACUGAUGCAGAACUUGCGAAAGUUCUAGUUGAGGUUAACCACAAAGAAGGGAACAUGACUGCAGUACUUAAUGUUCUGUCUGAAAUGGCCAAGGAUGGUCUUCUUCCAAACAGUGGUGAAACUAUCCGUGCUAGGGCGUAAAGUGUAUUUGUACCUUGUUGUUAUCAGGGACCGUUGAACACAUUCGUGAUUUUCAGGUAAGAGUGGCCACUGAGAGAAUUUAGCAAGUCCCUUUUUUCGACUAAAGAUUUAUAUGAGUCAAGAUGAACCUCCGAAGAUGGGGAAAACCUUGUAUUUUGUCCACUUGCUAUGAACUAGACAUCCACUAUGAACCCACAACAGUCAUUUACAAACCUGUUUCUUGUUUUCAUUCAAUGAAUCAAUGGUUCUUCUAAUAUAAAUUCUCAAGGGGCUGCAGUAUUCGUGUCCAGAAUGCCUUUUAUCUCCAUUGUUGUGUUCCUGCUUGUGGUUGUGCCCGAUUUCUUCCAAGUGCUAGUGGGAGCUCUUUAAUUUAUUGAGGUUUCGUAGCUGAGUGAUUGUUUUGACAAUCUGGUUGGAUUUUAAUGAUGGUAUCAUCCCAUCCGGGUUCUACUCGCUAUGAUUUCGCUCUCAAGAUCACACUGAUGAAUUGUUGAUGAGUCUUCUGCUUCAUACUAAUUUAGGUGAAUCCUACUAAAUCCUUGCAUAAUUGUGGCUCCGAAUUUGACUCAUGAUCUUUGAAGCUGGGCUAUGUGGGAUUCGUGUGAUAUUGAUACCAUGCAACAAACUUUUAUGAGUUGUUUUUAGUUCCCCGUUGAAACAAUCCGCCAAGAUGCAGAAUGAGGAGAGACAGAACAUGGAUCUUUACAUCUCCAGGAAGUGGCUGAUCACUGCUAAGGAUCAUGCCUCUGUCCAGCUUAAUUCGGACAUUUGGAGGAGGCUGGCCGUUAUACUGGUCAAUUCUCCACUUUUGCGCUAUGUGGAUACAUUCGUGCCCAGGUUCCUCUUCUUGCUUUGCUGGUAUCUUUUGAAGAAUAAGGGGUGUGUUUUGUUGUUGUUUAUUCAUUUCUGUGUUUUGUUUUUGUUGUAUUCUACUUGUAUGAAAUCAAUGAAGUGGUGAAGUAGUGUGUUUCCAUAAAUGACCUUGCUAGUACUGUUAUGGCUACUGGUAUUGCUAAUGUUAUUGAUGCCGCUACUGCCCCUGUGAUUGGUAUUUUUUCUACUUGCGUACCUUUUAGAUCUUUCAAAAUAACGUAAAACUUGUUCUAAUGUUGGGUAAUACUGCUCAUGGUUGUUAAAAUCCUAUGAUACGGGAUACGUAUCCUACGAUUCAUAUCAUAUCCUUCCAAAAACGAUACGUAUCCCACCUCUUAUUCUUUUUGUAUAGAAAUCCUACAAUACAAUGGCGUAUCUUACGAUAUAAUAGCGUAUCCUGAUUCGGAAUGUAUCCUACGAUUUCUUAUUGAGAAGAGAUCAUACCAUAUUUUAAGAAUUAGAACACAAACACAUUCUAAAUCAUUUGAUCUAAUUAUGACGGUAUCCAAACCAUUUAGUGAAAACCAGAAUUCAAAGUUCGAAUAGAAGAAAGAACAUAUUUGAUAUUUCGAUCAUAUAUUGCAUACUCAGGAACCAAAAAGCCUCACUAUAAUAGACCCUACUUGGGAGACUUGAAAUUUUUCAUCCUAAAAGCCUAUUCUUCAUACAUUAAACACUUAUUUUCAUAUAUCCAAUAGAUUUUUAUAGUAUAAUUAAGUAUAAAUAUUAUUUUAUAUUAAAUUUGUUUCCGUUAACGUAUCUUAUGAUACACGAUACGUAUCCCGAUUUAGAUUUGAGCAUUAUCUUUUAUUGUUACAUUCUAAGCAUGCAUACUUUAAUCUUACAGACUGUGCUUCAUGUUCAUUACAGUUUUUUCCCCUAGAGUUGUGUGCUAGUUCUGGCGUUCUCUUUUUCGAUGAUGAAUUGUAAGGCUACCUUGAAGUUACGUAGAGUCGCUAUCCAUGGUGGUAACAUCGGCCACUACCUUUCUUUGAAUCAACAAACUUCUCAUGUUCGUGCGAUAUUUUUUUUUUCUUUGUGAAAUCCAGUGGAACAGUAGGGUCACUAAGAGUCUUCUCUGGGACUCCAAAUUUCUUCGAGUUCUUAGAAUUGAUGACGAUGAUAUACAAGGUCCCUUUUAACUAAGAUUUGCAAUUUAAGACAAUUUGACUUACCUUAAAUUGAGUUUGUUCCUUGUGCCAUAAGCAAUCUGAAAAGUUUGCUAACCUUGGAUCUUUGAGAAUCAUGGAAUGUCUACCUUCUUGAUGUUAUAUGGAGUAUGAAGCAAUUAAGACACGUUCUCUUACCCCGUGCAUGCUAUCCUCUUCCAGUUCGUCAGGUAAAUUGCUUGGAUUUGUUCCAUUCAGUUGAAUUUUCUUUAACAAAUCUCCAAACCCUAUAUGGGUUGCCUGGUGACCUUUUCAAAUCAGUAAGGUUACGCAACCAAUCUGCCUUAAAAAGGUCACCAAGCAGCCCAUAUGGGGUCUGGAGUUUUGUUAAAGAAAAUUCAACUGGAUGGAACAAAUCCAAGCAAUUUAACGAACUGGAGGAGGAUAGCAUGCAUGGGGUAAGAGAAUGUGUCAUAAUUGCUUCAUACUCCAAAUAACAUCAGAAAGGUAGACAUUUCAAAGAUCCAAGGUUAGCAAACUUUUCAGAUUGCUUAUGACACAAAGAAGUUUUACAACUCCAAAUGACGAACUCAAUUUAAGGUUAGUCAAUUGCCUUAAAUUGCAAAUCUCAGUUAAAAUGGACCUUAGUAUAUCAUCGUCCUCAAUUCUAAGCACUCGAAGAAAUUUGGAGUCAUGGAGAAGAUGACUCUUCUGUUCCAUUGGGUUUCACAAAGAAAACACAACAUGGCACGAAUGUGGGAUGUUUGUUGAUUCAAAGAAAGGUAGUGGCCGAUGUCACCACCAUGGAUAGCGACUCUACAUAACUUCAAGGUAGCAUUACAAUUCGUCAUCG
Messenger RNA from Rhododendron vialii, 5229 nucleotides. Its product is annotated as pentatricopeptide repeat-containing protein At5g39710. The record is from RefSeq and is a predicted model, not a curated record. The transcript is spliced from 4 exons. Gene Ontology annotation, molecular function: protein binding. NCBI's taxonomy places the organism in Eukaryota, Viridiplantae, Streptophyta, Magnoliopsida, Ericales, Ericaceae. Bases 67 to 2394 code for a protein of 775 amino acids.